Molecule: messenger RNA, 824 nt
Organism: Drosophila persimilis
Lineage: Eukaryota; Metazoa; Arthropoda; Insecta; Diptera; Drosophilidae
Exons: 2
Coding region: 41-718 (225 amino acids)
Source: RefSeq, a predicted model, not a curated record
GCGUGGAAUUUCGGGCGGGAAAAAAGUAAAAACAAUAAAGAUGCCACCCGAAACAGGUGAAACAUCGAAAGUGGCCGAGCGGCGGUACUGCGGCCUGGGCAACCAUUUGCUCAAGACGCCCAACACCACAAUUAAGGAUUCAAAUAUGCGGCACUUUGCACUCAACAUCAAUCCGGAACUGCGACGGGAUACUCCGCUCUGCAUGGAUUGCUACAAGACACUGGGAAAGAUCUACAGGUUUAAGUUGAAACAUGCAAUCCAGCAUCGUCAAAAGCAGCAGGCCGAGAGCAUCUCGGACGUGAGCUCCAGUCAGCGUCAGGACUUGCUUACUUCCUCGUCGGAGGUCACCUCGAUGACGUCCAGCACAAUCAUAAAUAGACUGGCGACGGCCACAGCGACGGCUGCUAAGCCACCAACACCCGUACCCGUCCGUACACCCUCACCCUCGAGCGACAGCGAUGAUAAUAUGCCCACAACUAGCGCGGCGGCGGCAGGAAAACGCAAGCGCUCGCAUCCAAUGCCAGAGGCACAGCCCGUCGCACAGGCAUCACACAGAUACUCUGUGAGCGAUGACGACGAUGCCAAUUCGGAUCUGAGCCUGAAUGCGGUGAAUGGGACGCGGCUGCCACACAUCCAGCCGAUACCGAAACGACGCCAGGUGGUGCACCUUAACAAGACGGCCAUGGAUAUCUAUCUAGCAGGGACCACAGGCGGAUGAUACUCUAGUCUUGUAAUUUUUUUUUUAUUUACAAAAUUGUGGCAUAAUACUGCACCACAAUGUUAAGACAUUUUUUUCGUUGAGCCAAAUUAAGAAAGGGCUCGAA